Messenger RNA from Fundulus heteroclitus (mummichog), 686 nucleotides. RefSeq names its product trimethylguanosine synthase-like. The coding region runs from base 108 to 671 and encodes 187 amino acids. Lineage: Eukaryota; Metazoa; Chordata; Actinopteri; Cyprinodontiformes; Fundulidae. The transcript is spliced from 5 exons. The record is from RefSeq and is a predicted model, not a curated record.
GAAGAAGCAGAGGAAGAAGGAAGAAGAAGAAGAACCAGGACAUAUGGUGGACUCGUUUUCGGUCGCUGAGUUAUUCGUCUGUCUGAGAUCGUGAUCUGAGCGUGUUAAUGCUGGAGAGACCCAGGAUGAAUGGUGUCGCGGACAUUGUUUUCACCCAGAGUCAAACACCUGAGAAGGGGGAGGCUAUACUCUGUCUGUGCUCCAGAGCCUUUGUCAAGGACAGAGAGCUGUAUUGCUCUGAUAACAGACUGCUUUCCUCUGGCAAAGAAGUCACUGAAGUGCAAGAAUCGGAAAAAGAUGAUGAGGAAAAUGUCUUGGAUGAAGAGUCUCAGCUGAUGGUUAAGAUGGGUCUCCCUUUGGCAUUCGCCAGCUCCUCUGAACAAAAGAUUCAACAGAGAAGAAGAUGGCCACAAGGAAAACCCAUCACAUGGAAGGAAGAACUGCCUAAAGAUAAAGAGGCUGACAAAGAUUUACAACCGCUUCACAAAACAGAUGAAUGCAAGAAUGAACUGCACUGGGUACCGGGGUUAGGCUUAGGGCUAUCUGGUGCCGAAGAAGAGACCCAUGACCCCUGCUGGGAAACUUACUGGGGUAAGGAAAACAACAUAAUUACUAGCAUGAACAAUUCAAUUCUAACGCUUAGUACAGAGCAGAAAUUUUAUAAAGCUUAACAAUUAGGCUACGUU